Molecule: messenger RNA, 510 nt
Organism: Knipowitschia caucasica
Lineage: Eukaryota; Metazoa; Chordata; Actinopteri; Gobiiformes; Gobiidae
Source: the annotation of a GenBank genome assembly
AUGGAGAAAGGCCGGGAGGAGAGAGGCCGGGAGGAGAGAGGCCGGGAGGAGAGAGCCCGGGUGGAAAGAAGCCGGGUGGAGAAAGCCUGGGUGGAGAGAGCCCGGGUGGAGAGAGACCCGGUGGAGGGAGCCGGGUGGAAAGAAGCUGGGUGGAGGAAGGAGGGUGGAGAGAGGCCGGGGGGAGAGAGCCCAGGUGGAGAGAGACCCGGUGGAGGGAGCCGGGUGGAGGGAGACCCAGUGGAGGGAGACCCGGUGGAGAGAGACCCGAUGGAGAGAGACCCGGUGGAGAGAGACCUGAUGGAGAGAGACCCAGUAGAGAGAGACCCGGUGGAGAGAGGCCUGAUGGAGAGAGACCCGGUGGAGAGACACCUGAUGGAGAGAGACCAGGUAGAGAGAGACCCGGUGGAGAGAGACCCAGUAGAGGGAGACCCGGUGGAGAGACACCCGGUAGAGGGAGCCACAGCCAGCCCCAGCCCCAGCUCAGUGAAGGCAGAGGAGUUAUUAGCUUAG